Messenger RNA from Racocetra persica, 272 nucleotides. NCBI's taxonomy places the organism in Eukaryota, Fungi, Glomeromycota, Glomeromycetes, Diversisporales, Gigasporaceae. The record is from the annotation of a GenBank genome assembly.
UUGAUUUGCGAAAUACUAUUUGUGGUUGUAAAUUAUCUCUCGUGCCAACCAAAAAAAAUAGAACAGAUUUAGUGAAACAAGUGUAUACACGCCUUUAUGAACCUACUUGGGUGACACCAAAGUUUGAAUAUAUUCAUGAAAGAGUUUUCGAACACAAUUAUCAAAUAAAUUUGAAAAAAUCUUUUCAGUUUUCUCUUUGUGGACAAUGUCACAAUGUUUUAGUCAAAUUGAACUCCACAAAAGCUAAAAAUAACAAAUAUGAUAAAGAAUAA